GCGGCGGCUCCUCCCGCCGCUGGGGAAAGGAGAGAGGCCUGGGCUAGACGGCGGCCUGGGAGAGCCGGUCCCUCCCCCCCCCCACCUGAGGGGAGGGAGUGGGGCGGGGGCACGAAUGAGGGAGGCCGCCUUGGACAGAGGGAGCUCGGGGGCCCGGAGGCUUCGGGCCUAUGAGACCUUCGCUCUGUGGGGGCAGGGAGGCCUGGGCUCGCCGCUCCCGCGGUGCGAGGGAAGAUGAAGAGGGCCCGGCUGGGCCUCUCCCCCCGUAGCGCGCUGGGGGAUCCGCGGCUGAGCAGAGCCUCCGCGCCAGGGGCCUUGCGUCGCACCCCGGCGAGCCCCUGCCGGGCGGGGCCCCCCCGGAAGCUCGUUAACUGGCUCUCGGGAUGAAACGCCGCUCCCGGUGGCGCUGUUAAUGCUGCGGGCAGGGAUGCCCGCGCCGACCUGGGGUUGGCGCAUCCCUUGGCCUUCAGGCCUGCUCCGAGGUCCUGGAAACGUUACUGACCAAAUACGUCUCCCGUUGAAAACGUGGUUUAGCCUGUUGGAUGUGUACGUGGUGGCGUGUGUGCAUUGGUGGUGGGGAGAGCCUUCGCUGAGGGUGGACCACGGGCACUGCCAGUUAUUCCUGCUUGUUGUUGUUGCCACGGGGGUUACAUGAAAUGAAGAGCAUUGGUCAGUUUACGGUAGAACAUCAUUUGGGUUGCAGUGGUCUGUGAUCCAGAAGAUUUAAAAAAACCAAAACCAUGAGCAAAACGUUGGGCUAGGGCCUACUCCCAUUGGAGUCAGCUAUAGUGGAUUCAGGCCCUUUGUCAAAAUACAGUUAACCAUAAUGGGUCUGGCCUGUUCCUGCAAGGUGCUGAGCGCUCCGCUCAUAUGGGUGUUGGAUGUUCUUAGUGCCUUCAAGAAUUGGGCCUAAUAUUCAGUUGUGUCCUGUGUUUGUUAAUAAACUGGAGAUGGAUAGAACUGAAUAGUUUAUCACAUAUUAUAGCAUGUGAGAGGUAGGAAGGAGGGUCAGGGACCUAGAUAAUAUUGAGUUCUAGUGGUCUAAAAUGAUGCCAGUAUAUGCAGAUUUUUAAAAGUUAAUUCUGUUUAAAAUCUUUGGUUUUUUCCUUAAAAUAUCUGGAGGGAGAUGUUUUCAUAUUUGAUGCCAUCUCAUGUGUUUUCAUAGUAAGGAGAGAAUAUAUGAGUGCUAAAUAGAGCAUCUGUUGGGUCUGGAGUGUUCCAAUUGAAAUCCCAGAUCUGUAUAGAAGUACCAGGAAAUAAAAUAUUGAACACUCACAAAAGUCCCUUUUUUCUUUUCUUUGUCUUUAUGGGGUUGAUGAUAAUUGUUCAAAAGAUAACUAAGAAUAUGAAGUAUGCAUUUUAGGAAUUAAAAAGAGUUUUUAAAUGACAGUAGCUUUUUAUCUAAUUGUGCACCAGUAAUUAAAUGCAUUAUAUAUCAUAGGCAGGCUUUAUAGAAAGAGGUCAUUUAAAACAUGUACUCUCUGGUUAAUAAUUGAUUAAAAAUAUAUACUACUGUGACAAGAUGACAGAGAAGAUAUAAAGUCAAUUUCAUGUACUUUAUUUGAAUGACAUCGGUGCAGAAAGUUCUCCCCUUGGGAAAUAUUGUAAAUUUCUUGAUCCCUUCAAUUUUUUUUUUACUCUAGACUAAUAAUAAUAAUUAAAAAAAAAAGGUGAUCAAGUAACCCAGCACAUUUUAUUUUAUUACCAACAUUUCUGGUCCCAGAACAAGUUAGGUAUAUGAUGAAUGGAAGGUUUCAUUGGUUCAUGAGUUACUCUAUCUGUUCCAUAAACUGAGAGUUUGUUUACUAAAUGUGAACAUCAUUUAGUACAUCCAGACUAUUUUACAACAUUUCUCUGAAAGAAAAUUAUAUUUUUCUUAUAUUUUAGAAUUCAUAUAAGCUCUCUUUAGCAAAUAGGAAGGGUAAAUAAGAAAGGUUUAAAAUGGCAAGCAAAAUGAUCAACUCUGAUGCAAAGAUUACUUAGAGAAAACAACACUCUAAGAUUAGUGUUUAACAGAAAAGGCAUAGUUUAUCAUUCUAGUUAUAUCUUUUUUUUAUAUUACCAUAAUACCCAAGCCCCUUGCACUUAUUAAUUAAUUCUCAUGCUGCCCUGUCAGAUGUCAGAUUAUCCCUAUAUUACAGAUGGAGAAACUGAGGCACAGAAUGAAAUGGCUUGCCUAACAUCAUACUAAAUUUCUGAUGGGGGCCAGGAACAGAACAGCUUAAACACAAGACUGUCCCAAGGAGAAAAUAAGAAAUUUCUUCAAGCAGCAUCUUGAUGGAUCCCUCUAGAGUUAUAAUAUUGUAAAACUGUUCAUCCCAUUUCAUUUUAUGGCAUUUGUAAAGGAUGUACAUGAAGAUUCCAUUACAGUUGCAUUUGAAAACAACUGGCAGCCAGAGAGACAAAUUCCAUUCCAUGAUGUGAGGUUUCCACCACCUGCAGGCUAUAAUAAAGAUAUAAAUGAAAGUGAUGAAGUAGAGGUUUAUUCCAGAGCAAAUGAAAAAGAACCAUGUUGCUGGUGGCUGGCUAAAGUGAGAAUGAUAAAGGGUGAGUUUUAUGUAAUAGAAUAUGCAGCCUGUGAUGCUACAUACAAUGAAAUUGUCACAAUUGAGCGUUUAAGAUCUGUGAAUCCCAACAAACCUGCAACAAAAGAUACUUUUCACAAGAUCAAACUGGAAGUGCCAGAAGAUUUAAGGCAAAUGUGUGCCAAAGAGUCUGCACACAAAGACUUCAAAAAGGCAGUUGGAGCAUUUUCUGUAAUAUAUGAUUCUGAAAACUAUCAGCUUAUCAUUUUGUCCAUCAAUGAAGUAACAACAAAGCGAGCAAAUAUGCUGAUUGAUAUGCACUUUCGAAGUCUUCGCACCAAGUUAUCUCUGAUAUUGAGGAAUGAAGAAGCUAGUAAACAGCUAGAGAGCUCAAGGCAGCUUGCAUCGCGAUUUCAUGAACAGUUUGUUGUACGUGAAGACCUAAUGGGUCUGGCCAUUGGCACUCAUGGUGCUAAUAUUCAGCAAGCCAGAAAAGUACCUGGUGUGACUGCUAUUGAUCUUGAUGAAGACACCUGCACAUUCCAUAUUUAUGGAGAGGAUCAAGAUGCAGUGAAAAAGGCAAGAAGCUACCUUGAAUUUGCUGAAGAUGUUAUACAAGUACCAAGAAACCUAGUAGGAAAAGUAAUAGGAAAAAAUGGAAAACUGAUUCAAGAGAUAGUGGACAAAUCGGGUGUUGUGAGAGUGAGAAUUGAAGCUGAAAACGAUAAAAAUAUUCCACAAGAAGAGGGAAUGGUACCAUUUGUAUUUGUGGGAACCAAGGACAGCAUCACUAACGCAACUGUGCUUUUAGAUUAUCACCUAAAUUAUUUAAAGGAGGUAGACCAACUACGUUUGGAAAGAUUGCAGAUCGAUGAACAGCUCCGACAGAUUGGAGCUACUUCUAGACCACCACCAAAUCGUACUGACAAGGAAAAAGGAUAUAUGACUGAUGAUGGUCCAGGACUUGGGCGAGGUAGUCGACCCUACAGAAACAGAGGGCACAGCAGACGUGGUCCAGGCUAUGCUUCAGGAACUAACUCUGAGGCAUCAAAUGCUUCUGAAACAGAAUCUGAUCACAGAGAUGAGCUUAGUGAUUGGUCGUUAGCCCCAGCAGAAGAAGAACGAGACAAUUACCUUCGCAGAGGAGAUGGACGAAGACGUGGAGGUGGCGCACGAGGCCAAGGCGGGCGGGGUCGUGGAGGUUUCAAAGGAAAUGAUGAACAGUCACGAACAGAUAACCGUCAACGUAAUUCAAGAGAUUCUAAAGGGAGAACAGCAGAUGGAUCUCUUCAGAUCAGAAUUGACUGCAAUAAUGAAAGGAGCGUCCACGCUAAAACAUUACAGAAUACCUCCAAUGAAGGUAGUCGGCUGCGCACGGGUAAAGAUCGUAAUCAGAAGAAAGAGAAAUCAGACAGUGUGGAUGGUCAGCAACCAUUGGUGAAUGGAGUACCCUAAACUGCAUAAUUCUAAAGUCAUAUUUCCUAUACUGUUUCAGUGAUUCUUAUUCCACGUUAGAGAAACUUGUUAGGCCAAAGACAAAUAGUAGGCAAAAUGGCGCAGGGCAUGAAAUGAACAUAAAAGUUCUGUUAGCCUUUUUUAACAUCAGCAGUAUGCAGUUGUUUUCAGAAUAAGAAGUUAUACAAAUAUUUGCAUAAAAAUAUCUGAACUUCUGAAAAAUGCUUUCAAGUACAUCUUGCACUUCAAACAAUGAGAUUCUUUUCGUUUGUUUUAAAAAUACUGAGCUGUGCAUUGGUAUACUUUUUGUUCAGUUGUACCAUUUUAACGCAUUGGGUCAAAAAUCACUGCUCAAUUUCAAUUUUCAGAAUAAAUAGUGUUUGCAGUAAUAAAUUGGGCUUCUGUUUUCAAUCUAACUUACAAGUUCUUCAUGAAAUGCUAUGUCGUUUUAUGUCCUGUGUCAGUUCACAUUUUGGUCCACUUUUUCAGUAUUUUAGUGGACUCUGAAAUAUGUGUGAUGUAACAAUUGUCAUUUUCAUUAGCAAAAAAAGUUGUAUGAUCUGUGCCUUUUUUAUAUCUUGGCAGGUAGGAAUAUUAUAUUUGGAUGCAGAAAUCAGGGAAGAUGAGUUGGAAACACUAAAUGUAAAAUAUAUGUAGCAAACCUUGUCAGACAUUAGUACUUUAUAGAAGAAUGCAUGCUUUCCAUAAUUUUUUCCUUACAUAAGCAUCAGGUUAGGCAGUUAUAAGAAUAGGAGAUUUUUUUUGCACUGAAGAUUUGGCAAAUAGUGUUAUUGAGACGGGGUGUAAUUUUUUUGUAGACAGUACAAGAAGUUUAAAAAAAAAUCUUUCCAUUUCUGGGAAACUAAAAAUUCAUCGUUACUGAGGGAACAAAAGUAACUUGUUCACAAGCUAGUAAUGUGUGCCUGCUUUUUGGCCAGAUGACCAAUUAAAAAUAACCUUUCUUCAUCCUCACAAAAGUUUUGAAAUUGUUUAAAAUUUUAAUUUGGAGCUUAUCUCAAGGGAGAUAAGAAGAACAUUCCCACAUGUGAUAACCUGUUAAGUGCAGGGAGUAGUAUAGCUAACUAACAUUGGAGGCAGGAAUAAUUCAUAAUUUUUUGAGGUACAAGGUCUGAUUCACAAGCAGGUUUGGAAGGAGUUAGGGAACUUGAUGCAAAGUACAUAAAGGGGGAUUUAAACGUACUUUUUUUCUUUUUAUUUCUGAUCAUGAAUUAAAUUUACUGGGUAAAACUGUGUGAGGACUUUCAUUUUAAUCUAUUUUUAUUAAACUUACUCCAGUAGGAGUGCCACUGAUUAUGUACAGAACUGUACAAACAUGAUCUUGCCUCUGAUGUAUUUUGUGAGUUUUGUUUCUUUGCUUUUUUCAUUCCACUGUUUUUCCUUGCAUACAAGUACGCAUAUAAAAAUGGCAACAAACUGCACAUGAUUUAACACAUAUAAAAAUGUCUUAAAAAGUAUUGCCAAACAUUAAUGUUGAUUUCUAGUUAUUUAUUUUGGGAAUGUAUAGUAUUUGAAAACAGAAAUUGGUACCUUGCACACAUCAUCUGUAAACUGUUUGGUUUAAAAUACUGUAGAUAAUUAACCAAGGUAGACUGACCUUGUAAUGUAACCGCUCUUGGGCAAUAUUCUCUGUACAUAUUAGCUACAACAGAUUGGAUUUUAUGUUGACAUUUGUUUGGUUAUAGUGCAAUAUAUUUUGUAUGCAAGCAGUUUCAAUAAAGUUUGAUCUUCCUCUGCUAA
Molecule: messenger RNA, 5738 nt
Organism: Chelonia mydas (Green sea turtle)
Lineage: Eukaryota; Metazoa; Chordata; Testudines; Cheloniidae
Gene: FMR1
Product: FMRP translational regulator 1
Exons: 15
Coding region: 2331-3980 (549 amino acids)
Biological process (GO): regulation of modification of synaptic structure; positive regulation of protein phosphorylation; regulation of mRNA stability
Cellular component (GO): presynapse; dendritic filopodium; nucleus
Molecular function (GO): protein homodimerization activity; mRNA 3'-UTR binding; translation regulator activity
Source: RefSeq, a predicted model, not a curated record